Molecule: messenger RNA, 1503 nt
Organism: Penicillium longicatenatum
Lineage: Eukaryota; Fungi; Ascomycota; Eurotiomycetes; Eurotiales; Aspergillaceae
Product: MFS transporter
Exons: 2
Coding region: 1-1503 (500 amino acids)
Biological process (GO): transmembrane transport
Cellular component (GO): membrane
Molecular function (GO): transmembrane transporter activity
Source: RefSeq, a predicted model, not a curated record
AUGCCAUCCGAAGAUCAUGAACUCGAUGCCGACAUCAUCGGGGCCAUUGGCCCAACCGACAUUGAAGUGGCUCCAGCCAGCCAUCCCAGCAAAACAGAGGACCCAUUCCUAGUAGCAUUUGCAGUCCCCUUCGACCCAGACAACCCCAAGGAUUGGCGAUCAGGUCGGAAAUGGGCCGUCACUGACGUGCUCUCCGCGACUGGCUUCAACCGCAUCAUGGUAUCCACUAUCAUGGCCCCGGCUUUAUCGACAAUAGCCAAAGAAUUCGAUAUGAAUUCUGCUGAGUCGGCUAUGGCAUUAUCGAUUUACCUGCUAGCCACUGCAUUUGGUCCCCUGGCUAUCGGACCUUUGUCGGAAGUAUAUGGUCGGAAGCCAAUUCUACAUGCAUCGAAUAUCUGGUUCAUGAUCUGGAAUAUUGCGUGUGGAUUUGCGACUAGUAAGGAAUUGCUAAUUGCAUCAAGAUUCUUGGCGGGCUUCGGUGCUAGUGCUAUCUAUUCGCUAGCUAAUGGGGUCCUCGGUGAUGUGUGGCGGCCAGAGCAGCGUGGUCGUUCUUUGGGCAUUUAUCUGCUUAUACCUCUUCUGGGUGCAGCUGUCGGUCCAAUCAUUGGAGGCUUCAUGGCAGAGCGCACUACCUGGCGCUGGAUGUUCUGGUCAACAUCUAUCUUUCAAGCUGUGAUGAUCGUGGUUUCAUUCACUUCUUUCCACGAGACAUACGAGCCGUUGAUCCUGCAUCGUCGGGCGCAGCGUCUUCGACGUGAGACAGGUGAUUCCCGGUACUACACCGCAGAUGAACGUCUCAACGCAAACAGAUCACCCACCAGGAUUUUGGGAAGAGCGCUGGUCCGUCCACUUCGGCUUUUGACCUUCCACCCCAUUAUUCAGAUUGCCUCGCUCAUCUCCGCUUUUUAUUAUGGUAUUUUAUACAUUGUGCUAUCUACUUUCUCCGAUCUAUGGACUAAGCAAUACAACGAGUCUAUUGAGAUCAGCGGGUUGCACUACAUUGCGGUUGCAUUUGGUGAAAUUGCAGGUAGCCAGAUCUGUGCAAAAAUGAUGGAUGGCCUGUAUCAUAGACUCAAAGCCCGCGCCAAUGGUGAGCACAGUCCGGAGCUUCGCACACCUUCUAUCUUCCCAGGAGCGUUCCUUGGUCCAUUGGGUCUGUUCCUUUACGGAUGGGCAGCCCAUUAUCGCUUACAUUGGAUUAUCGUUGAUAUCGGUGUAUUCAUCACUAUGCUUGGAAUGCAGAUUACAAGCAUGCCGCUGACGGCAUAUGUUAUGGAGGCAUACCCAGAGCACACUGGAAGUGCUGGUGCUGCAAAGCAAUUCUUGUGCAGCCUUACAGCUUUUUUGUUCCCGCUUUUUGCGCCGACUAUGUACAAUGUACUCGGAUAUGGCUGGGGUAAUACCACCAUUGGACUUAUUGGCUUGUUUGUUGGGCUUCCGGCUCCAUUGAUUAUUUGGUAUUAUGGUGCUUCGUUGAGGUCUAAGGCAGGAAGAGUACAUUAG